GCUAACGCUCUGCUAGCGGUACAAUCUUCUCCAUCCUGUGUGAGGUAGACCCCAACUCCAUGACAUUAUCUUCCUCAGAUCGACGUGCACCAGUAGCGCUGCAGUUGGUAUCUCCACACGACCUUUAAUUGCGACCCAGAGGCUGUCGGUGAGAGAGGUGGAGUGCUUCAACCUCGUCGCGUGUUGCAGAAAGCUGAAGAGCAGGAGCGUUGGUACAUGCUAGCUUGUUAGCAUUAGCUACCUGUCUGUAACAACACAGGUGAGCUAGUUUGAGGUCCAAGAUGUCUGAACUUUUUAUGGAGUGUGUUGAGGAGGAGCUGGAGCCGUGGCAAAAACAAGUUCAUGAAGUUCAAUUGAUAGAUGACGACGAUGAUGAACCCAUCUUCGUUGGAGUGUUCUCUAAUAACCAGAAGGAUGUUAAGCAUAACCCUCCUCCUCAGAGGAACACUGCAGGGAAACUAGAAAUAAUGCAUCCUGCUCCUAAGCCGGUCAUUACCUCCUCACCAAUAAUGAUGCCAUUGAGUCUGACUGGAAAGGCAGUACACAUUUCAGCACCUAAUCUGACAACAAUGACCCAACAGCCUGUUAUGGUCAAUAACCAGGGUUUUAUUGUCACUUCUCAACAAUUAGCAAACAGCAGUGAGUUUAUUGCCUCUCUUGGAAGCCACUACCCUCCUGGGACUUCAUUUACGAUUAUACCAGCUGGUCAGCAGCAUCUUUUUCAGCAGGUCACGUCAGCCGUGCUAAUGCCUGGUGCUGUGCACAGGCCUCAGGUGCAACAAAUCAGCAACAAUGUUGUGACGUUGUCUAAUGUGCAGAGUCCUGCUGUGUAUUCAGCUCAACUCAACCGCUCCAUCACACAAUCUUUCCAGACCUUUUCUAUGCCUGUAAAUGCCACGAACAAUAACAUAGAUCAAAGCUUAGGCAAACAACUAUUACCACCACAGCAAAUAGACAGCCCGGCAAAAAGAGCCAAGAUUGAAUUGGGGACGUCAAACAUAACCGUUCCAGUGGAAAACUGGAAGUUAAAGAAAAAGUGCCUUAAGUGUCAAGAAGAAUUUCACACACAAGCGGCCCUGAAAUUGCAUAUGGGGAGCUGCGGUAAAAUGAUAGGAGGUACUCAGUCAUCCCAGAAUAUUGGUGCAAACAAGCGCAUCAUGCUGGUCUCGGAGUUCUACUACGGGAGGUUUCAGGGAGAUGGGAACAAAAAGGAGGCGCUGAAGCCAAACUCCACUUUCAAGUGCCAAAGCUGUUCAAAAGUUCUCAAGAACAACAUCAGGUUCAUGAACCACAUGAAGCAUCACCUGGAGCUGGAAAAGCAGAACAGCGAGAGCUGGGAAAGCCACACAACUUGCCAGCAUUGCUAUCGACAGUACAACACUCCAUUCCAACUGCAGUGCCACAUCGAGAGCGCUCACAGCCCGAUCGAAUCCUCAACCAAUUGCAAGAUAUGUGAGCUGGCGUUUGAGUCGGAGCAAGUUCUCCUCGAACACAUGAAGGACAAACACAAGCCCGGCGAAAUGCCCUACGUCUGCCAGGUCUGCAAUUACAGAUCGUCUUUCUUCUCCGAGGUGGAGACACAUUUCCGAAGUGUCCAUGAAAACACAAAAGAGCUGCUCUGUCCCUUCUGUCUCAAAGUUCUGAAAUCUAGUUGUGUAUACAUGCAACACUACAUGAAACAUCAGAAAAAAGGGAUCCAUCGCUGUGGAAAAUGCAGACUAAAUUUCCUCACCUGCAAGGAAAGAUUAGAGCACAGGACUCACUUCCACAGGACUUUCAGAAAACCCUUUGCCCUGGAAGGCCUUCCUCCGGGAACCAAGGUGACCAUUCGAGCCUCGCUCUCAGCGAAGACUCCCACAUACUCUGAACGAUCUGGCUUUAUUGUCGGUUCAGAAACCCAAAGUUUCAACAAGAAAACCAAACCAAGGUCCAGGUCAAAUGUCUCUCGAGCAGGAAAAGACAAGAUGACUCUGAGCCAGAAGCAAGGCGGCAAAACUACGAAAUGCAUUCUGACACUCAGGGAUCUCAGUGUCAAUGGAGGGUCGUACACGUGCAUCGAGUGCAACUCAAAAGUCGAAGACUUCAUUUCUCAUUUCCCGGGUUUUUUAUUAAGUUGUGGUGCGUGCACAUAUCGGACAAGUUGCAAAGUCUCUUUUGGGAAUCAUAUGAUAAGGUUUCAUAGCACCAUAACCAAAAACAGAUAUUGGAAAAUGGAUCAUAAGAAAAAUUCAUCUGCAUUAAAAUUCACCCUGGUCUGUCUCAACUGCGACCUCCUCGUGGACGCAUCGUGCGGUGACCUGAUGACCAAACAUUUAACCGACAGACCAAAUCACAAAUGCAAAGUCAUCCAGGAGAACGAUAUCAAAGCCAGUGAUCGAGUGCAACUCUCCCUGAAGCAGCCUACAAAGGCCUUGUACCGCUUGAUGCCGCCGCCUGCUCUAAGACCGAAGGAAGAGGGCGGGAAACGUGUGGACAGUUUGACAUCUGGAAACGUUGCUGCCGCCCCAGUUGACCGGCCGCAGUCACAGCCGAUGUUACCCAAAGCUCAUCCAGAAAUGUCUCCCUCAGAAAUAGCUGUCAUUGAAGGCUCCUCUGAAGGACACUCAAAGUUGUCGUCGCUGCCCACGAUGUCGCCUUCAGACGGAGUUUUAGAUCUCUGUGACGAGUCGGUGAGUAACUCAGAGAGCCGAGAUGUCAGAGAGCAGCUCCCUAAGCGCGAGACGAGGUCCCAACUCGCUAAAUCAAAAUGAACCAGUAAACAAUGCUCCCGACGUGGAGAUUACUGCACAUUUAAGAAUUUCAGAGUAACUACUUCAUCAGUUGGCAUUGUUUCUUUUACAAAGAUCAAACGUGUUCGUGUUGCUUUGGCUGCUGGUAUUUGCUCCCAACACCCUCACGAGGAAUGUUUUUGGCAGGUACAUUUCCACAACCAGUCAAAAAUAUUUCAUCAUAGUUGGUUUCUGUAAAACGCCAUUGCCUAAGUAGAUGUCAAGUGUCUUUGUAUUUAUGAAUUAAAAAACAGCCACUGCAGUCUACUUAGUUUCCAUAUAAACCACAAAGUUAAAUAAUUUAAAGAGUCCUUUAAACAUCAGAAAUUAGACUAAAAUGAUUGGCCCAUUUGGGAGUCAUCUGAUUAAUGUCCUUAAGAAAACCAAGAGGACAGUCUUCUUCUCCUCCAGGAUUAUUUAUUUGCUUAACUGAGAAUUCUCAAUGCAGUCCCCUUAAAAGUAAAAAUACUGAAAUAAUGUAAUGCCUUUUAUUCAUAUUUCUAAAAUCUUGGUUUUAAUUUCAUGUUUGUUUGGGCUUUUGAGACAUCAGUGUUGCUGAAACUUUUCUUUUUAAAUCUUAUGAAAAGUAAUCUCUCCUCCCAUUAUAUAUAAUUUGUUAUCUUGUAAAAAGAACAUACACUAUCACUAAAUUGUUUUACAUUGUUUACAGAAAAGUCUACAGUUGAUACACAUACAUUAUUUUGCUACAAGCUGGUUUUGAACAUACUAGAGUAAAACUUAUCUCAACACUCAGAAAGUUGCUUUAACUAUUCCAAAUGAUGUAGUACAUGUAUAAAUAUUGUAACAAUCCUCUGAGAAAAAAACUGUCAGAUGUGUGAAAUGUGUGGCUAAAAUAACAAAUGUAAGUAAUGGCAGGGAAUAUUAGGUGGAAUAAUUACAACCAUUUGAGGAGUGAGCAGAAUAUUAUUUGUACAUCAUUGUGCUCAAGUAUAUUUAAAUGUCUUCUUUUGAAUUGGCUGGAAGUGCGAGCUUGUAAAAUAAAUGUAAACACAACAUUGGGCGCCACACUUGAGGACAUCUGUCUACCAAUUGUUACGCCCCAGCUGCUGGUUAAAGUUUCCUGUCAAUUUGCAUACCCGGUGAAACAAGCUGAAGCUUCGGGAAUAGUUUAUAGGGUUUGAUUUGUUUACUUUGUCUGACUUAAUCUGUCAAAAUUGUUUAUUUCAUAGGUUUUUAAGAAGGAUUUUCGCUUGUGUAGUAUCUAUAGACCAAGUCUGUUAAUGCAUCUAUGUCGAUGAUGACACUGUAAAUGUAACCCAGAGUCUGUUCUGAAUACAGUCCUCAAGAUAUUGUGUCCUCCCGAGGUUACAUGUUCCUCAGAUCUAUAAAGUACUGGGUUUGGGUCAGUGUUUUCCAUUCUGUUGUGUAAAUAAAUCUUUAAUACAAGA
Molecule: messenger RNA, 4177 nt
Organism: Pseudoliparis swirei
Lineage: Eukaryota; Metazoa; Chordata; Actinopteri; Perciformes; Liparidae
Product: zinc finger protein 280C-like
Exons: 19
Coding region: 282-2750 (822 amino acids)
Biological process (GO): regulation of DNA-templated transcription
Molecular function (GO): DNA-binding transcription factor activity, RNA polymerase II-specific; RNA polymerase II cis-regulatory region sequence-specific DNA binding
Source: RefSeq, a predicted model, not a curated record